Messenger RNA from Trichosurus vulpecula (common brushtail), 2162 nucleotides. It is a transcript of the gene PI16, whose product is annotated as peptidase inhibitor 16. The record is from RefSeq and is a predicted model, not a curated record. NCBI's taxonomy places the organism in Eukaryota, Metazoa, Chordata, Mammalia, Diprotodontia, Phalangeridae. The transcript has 6 exons. Gene Ontology annotation, cellular component: extracellular region. The coding region runs from base 99 to 1226 and encodes 375 amino acids.
AGCCAGGGGUGUUGCUCAUUUGGGGAGGGAAGGACUUCCGAUUCUUUUAAAUCCAGAUGCCAGACCCCCAGACUUGCUAGAGCUGGAGAGAGGGCAGGAUGCAGAGGUUCCAUUUCUUCCCAGCUGUUUUCCUCCUCUUCACAGCUGCCCAGCUGAGCUGUAGCUUAAAUGAUGAAGAGAAGCAAAUGGUGGUAGAACUUCACAACCUCUAUCGAUCCCAGGUCUCCCCACCUGCGACCAACAUGAAGAAUAUGAAAUGGGACGAGGAUCUGGCUGCCUUUGCCAAAGCCUACGCCAGCAAGUGCGUGUGGGGCCACAACAAGGAUCGAGGCCGCCGGGGAGAGAACCUCUUUGCCAUCACAGAAGGGGAGAUGGACUUAGAGCUGGCUGUGGAGCAGUGGUACAAUGAGCACGAACACUAUGACCUCAGCAAUGCCACCUGUGCCGAAGGACAGAUGUGUGGCCACUAUACCCAGGUAGUCUGGGCAAAAACGGAGAGGAUUGGCUGCGGAUCUCAGUUCUGUGAGACGCUUGAGGGAGUGAUGGAGACUAAUAUUCAUGUGCUGGUCUGCAACUAUGAACCCCCAGGAAACGUGAAGGGCCAGAAACCCUAUGUGGAGGGGCCACAGUGUUCCCAAUGCCAGGAGGGCUACCAGUGUAAGAACCAACUCUGUCAACCAAUCAUAGGCCCAGAAGAGGCUGGGGUCUCAUCCUUUUUACCAGGCGCAGCCCUGCCCUCUAUGGCAACUGAGACCUCACCCAACUUGGCGACUGAGGCCCCUCCCUCUUUGGCUACCAAAGCCUCGACCUCCCUGAGUGAGGGGACCUCCCUCUCCCCUAGGCUAAGUAUUGACACCACCCUGAAAUCAUUAGAGACAGAGGCCAGCAAGACAGAGCCAGAAAGAGGUGAGCCCACCCAGGAUGGACCUCAAGAGUUUCUUCCCUCCUCCACUACCUCCUCCUCCGAGACUCUGGCUACCACUUCCUUGGCUAAUGAUGAACUGGAAGAGGUCCCAGGCACCCUGUGGCCAAUAGGGCACACCUCCAAUAGUGCCCCCGCUGGCCUCUCCCAAACUGGUGGGGCCAGUGCCAUAGGUGGGCGCACCCUGGCCCUACACUCCACUUUAGAAGAUGUUGCUGGGAAAACCAUGCAGAGUGCUUCUAGUCGUUCUGAGUUUUCUCUUUUUGGGCUACUAAGUUGCCUAGUCCUGAGAUACUUCUUCUGAAGGCAUCAUCCUUUGCACACCCUGUGCCCACACUAUAAUGUAUACUAUGCAGACCACAGGCCUUGUGUUCCCCUGGAAAUAGAGCAGAUUAGAUGGAUGGAUGGAUAGAAGAAUGGAUGCCCAGAUGUGGGCCUGGACACACCCUGGAUCUACAACCAAAGAAUUAGGGUUCCAGUCCAAGAGGCCCACUAACACACUCACACUGCCCCACUUUCAGCUACGCCCCUUCCUUGCACACAUGCCCCUUCAGGAGACUCUACAAGGUGGUUCCUGCAAGACCCCGAUAUGCAGGCCAUGAAACAAGCGGGGGCUCCUAGAACCACCGAAUCCUCUUAAUGGAAGUGACCUCCAGACCUCAUCUGUUUCACUCUGGGACCCCCUCCAAGCCUUAGUGGAGGUCCAAGAGAAGUGCCAUGUCAUAAAGAGUUCUGCUGUGACCAGCAUGUCUACGGCUCUUCCUGCCCUUCAAGGCCCCCUAGUGAGGUUUGCCCAGACCCUUUGCCCUCUUCCCUCGGUCUCCUUUUCACCCUCCUCCAGGGGUUGCUCAGAGAGGUGACUUUUGCUUCUCUGGCAUGAAGACAGUAUCCAUCUGGUGGAUGUUCUCUCUCAUACCUGUUGAGGCAAGACAUAUAUGUCUGUGCCAAACCCAAGAGGAACAGAGAACUGCAAGGCAGAGGGCUGGGGGAGGGGUUAUUUGGGCCCAUGAAGGUUUGCAGUCCUGGCUACAUACAUAAGUACUGAUCCUGGUGACAGCCCCUAGGCCUGAUUCUGCCCAGAUAUCUUCUGCAGUGUGGUGGUGCUGUGAGAUCUUUCACUCACCUUUUGGGGUGAGGAUUAUGCCAAGAUGAAGGACAAGCUUCUCCCUGAGCCAGAGAAGUCACAGGGACUCAGGAGAAAGCAAUCUCAAAGUCCUGAAUAAAGUUCAGUCUGAAGUAA